Talaromyces atroroseus is the source of this 336-nucleotide messenger RNA. RefSeq lists its product as hypothetical. The record is from RefSeq and is a predicted model, not a curated record. The transcript is spliced from 3 exons. Bases 1 to 336 code for a protein of 111 amino acids. NCBI's taxonomy places the organism in Eukaryota, Fungi, Ascomycota, Eurotiomycetes, Eurotiales, Trichocomaceae.
AUGGCACAGGUACCCAUACUAAAAGACAAACAGCCUCAGGGCGCGCAGUUCGAAGCGACACGGAAUUGUCCGAUGACACAGCGUUGCCACUCCCGCCAUACUCCAGCAACGGCCGAUGAACCUGGCGUUGGCCGCAUGUGUAAACCUCCGCGCAUGAGGCUACUGCAAGCCAUACUCAAACGCCAUCAUAAGAAAGCUAUUGGCUCAAAGAUUGGAAGGGCUGGCCAUUUUGCGACCCUAGCUGCGCCCGCCUCUUUGUUUGCUCGGCGGAACGCCACAAAGAACUACGCCUUGGAAAACGGCAAAGAACGUGCCAUAUCAGCAAAAUCUGGCUGA